This is a messenger RNA of Alosa alosa (allis shad), 1581 nucleotides long. RefSeq names its product cytochrome b-c1 complex subunit Rieske, mitochondrial (gene uqcrfs1). The coding region runs from base 70 to 891 and encodes 273 amino acids. The record is from RefSeq and is a predicted model, not a curated record. Gene Ontology annotation, molecular function: 2 iron, 2 sulfur cluster binding; quinol-cytochrome-c reductase activity. Gene Ontology annotation, cellular component: membrane. Gene Ontology annotation, biological process: mitochondrial electron transport, ubiquinol to cytochrome c. The transcript is spliced from 2 exons. NCBI's taxonomy places the organism in Eukaryota, Metazoa, Chordata, Actinopteri, Clupeiformes, Clupeidae.
GUCCAGGAAGGAAAGAGGAAAGAAGCAAGAAGAGCAAGACCGACGGCGACGCGCUUUUCGGCGAGAAAGAUGAUGUCCCUUGCCGCUCGUUCGGGGUCCUUUUCCCCAUACUUGCAGGCGACGAAUUUUGCUGUGGCUGGACCACUCAAAGCCCUUGUACCUGGAGUUGUUGUGAAAAGCGAGCAUGUGCAUUUAGAUCUUAAAAAGUCGUUUCUCACCCGCGAAUCCUUAAAUGGACAAAGUCCCACGACUGGGCCUGCUAUCUCAGUCAGCAUCAAUGCCCGGGCUGGAGUUCGCUUUGCUCACACAGACAUCAAGAUCCCUGACUUCUCAGAUUACCGCCGUCCUGAUGUGAUGGAUCCAAACAAAUCCUCCCAGGAGAGCAGUGAAUCCCGGCGAGUCUUCUCCUACAUCCUCACUGGGUCCACGGCUGUGGUGGGAGUCUAUGCUGCCAAAACCGUUGUUACCCAGUUUGUCUCCUCCAUGAGUGCCUCAGCUGACGUCUUGGCGUUGUCAAAGAUUGAGGUCAAACUUGGAGACAUCCCAGAGGGCAAGAACAUGACCUUCAAGUGGAGAGGAAAGCCUCUGUUUGUCCGCCAUCGUACAGAAAAGGAGAUCGCCACUGAGGCUGCUGUGGAUCUGUCUCAGCUCCGAGACCCUCAGCAUGACAAGGACCGUGUGCAAAAUCCAUCUUGGGUUAUCGUCCUCGGUGUGUGCACCCACCUUGGCUGUGUGCCCAUUGCUAACGCUGGUGAAUUUGGGGGCUACUACUGUCCCUGCCAUGGUUCCCACUAUGACGCAUCAGGCCGCAUUAGAAAGGGCCCUGCUCCACUCAACCUAGAGGUCCCUUACUAUGAGUUCCCAGAUGAAGAGACAGUUAUUGUUGGAUAAAAUGUUGGACUGUUGAUUUCUCCUGUGAGCAGUUUAUCUGAUCUGCCUUGUUUUUCUCUGUUCUGAUACCAUCUUUUACAGAUAAUUUCAGGGAAUGGGAGUGGGUGGCUGAUUUCCUGUAAUAAAUGUACAUUUUACCCAUAUGAAUGCCUGAUUUAAGUUAUUCACUCAGAACAUUGUUUUUUUCCAAUCACUGUAAUCCAGCAUUGCUACUAGAAUAUUUGUUCAGAAGUUACUCUCUCUCUGAAUUGGGACAGGAUUUCAAACAUUAAAAGUUAUUGCUGCACAGGGGUAGAGCGGAAAAUGAAAGUUGGUCCGAAGAAUUUUAACUGUACCUAUGAAACGCAUAGUACAUGUCAGUCAGGUCAGAUUACGUGGCAGAUGAUGAUCAGAGUAUACAGAAUGUGAAAUAGUCAAAUAAUGCCAUAUAGCCUUGACCGAUUUCACCAUAGAUGAACACUUUGAGAUGCCAGAGAUGCAAGGAAAUGCUUUUGAGUUGAUUGGGGUCUUUUUAACUGUUAAAGGCUGAAUGAGCCAGUGGGUACAUAAGUAUUGAGGAGCCCUUAUCCUCUAACCACAGUGUGAACACAGAUUUAUUUUUUCUAUUCAAAUGUUGCCCAUACACAUGCAGUGUCAACUAUGUAAAUCAAAUAAAGGUGACAAAAAUAAAGAAAAUUACGUUUUGUGUGA